Messenger RNA from Rhododendron vialii, 712 nucleotides. RefSeq names its product large ribosomal subunit protein eL36y-like. Gene Ontology annotation, molecular function: structural constituent of ribosome. The transcript is spliced from 4 exons. Gene Ontology annotation, biological process: cytoplasmic translation. Bases 135 to 467 code for a protein of 110 amino acids. NCBI's taxonomy places the organism in Eukaryota, Viridiplantae, Streptophyta, Magnoliopsida, Ericales, Ericaceae. Gene Ontology annotation, cellular component: ribosome; cytosolic large ribosomal subunit. The record is from RefSeq and is a predicted model, not a curated record.
ACCCUCAAUCUUUUGUCAUUAUCUCCAUCGACUCCAACGAUCGCGACGUAUAAAAGGAAGCAUACCCUACAAAACCCUAGUAUUCUUUGUCACCCGCCUCUUAUCGGAGCAGAUCAAACCCACUGCAGAAGGUUAUGGCUCCAAAACAGCCAAACACUGGUCUCUUUGUGGGGCUAAACAAAGGUCAUGUUGUAACCAAGAAAGAAUUGGCUCCACGUCCAUCUGAUAGGAAAGGGAAAACUAGCAAAAGAGUUCACUUUGUGAGGAAUCUCAUCAGAGAAGUUGCUGGCUUUGCACCGUACGAGAAGAGAAUUACUGAGCUUCUUAAGGUGGGGAAAGACAAGCGCGCAUUGAAAGUGGCCAAGAGGAAGUUGGGCACUCACAAGAGGGCAAAGAAGAAGCGUGAGGAGAUGUCUAAUGUUCUUCGCAAGAUGAGGUCUGCUGGAGGAGGGGAGAAGAAGAAGUGAAUCAUCCACUUUCUUGAUUUCGGUCUUCGAGUUGAAAUGUGAAAUUUCACUUCUUGAUUUACUGCUUAGUAGCCGGAUGCUUGUUUUAUUUUUGCUAGACUUGGAAGACAACCUUAGAAAACUCUUUCGUUCCGAACCAAAUGUGGGAACUAUCCAUGCUUUCUAUUGGACCCUUUUAUUUCUUGAGCCAGAAUUUGAAUGCAACUUUUCGGUCGAAAUACAAUGGAAUGAUGGGUUUACCUCCA